AUGACAAGGAUAUUUGAGCCUAUCCUUCAUAGUGCUCUUAUUUAUAUAGACGAUAUCCUUCUCUUCUCCAAAGAUGUUACGGCCCAUAGGACACUCCUCUCUACAUUUCAACAAUUGGUAAAUUCCUAUGGAAUUAUGCUAUCAGAAAAGAAGAGCUCACUGGCCCAAACUGAUAUCGACUUUCUUGGAAUGAAAUUCAAGGAUGGAAAAUACCAACCGGUACCUCACAUUGCAGAAGAAUUACUGAAAUUCCCUGAUAAGGACUUAACACUGUCAAAAAUGCUUAAGAAGGAUGCCCCAACGUGGAAGCAAGAACAGACAUGUGCAGUCAAAGCAUUAAAAGAAGUAGCUCUGAACCCGCCACCACUAAAGAUUCCCAAAGAUUGGACAUUUGAUCCUUCGUGA
Hevea brasiliensis (rubber tree) is the source of this 405-nucleotide messenger RNA. RefSeq lists its product as uncharacterized. The record is from RefSeq and is a predicted model, not a curated record. The coding region runs from base 1 to 405 and encodes 134 amino acids. The transcript is spliced from 2 exons. Lineage: Eukaryota; Viridiplantae; Streptophyta; Magnoliopsida; Malpighiales; Euphorbiaceae.